Messenger RNA from Hippoglossus stenolepis (Pacific halibut), 2075 nucleotides. It is a transcript of the gene parvg, whose product is annotated as parvin, gamma. Gene Ontology annotation, molecular function: actin binding. Lineage: Eukaryota; Metazoa; Chordata; Actinopteri; Pleuronectiformes; Pleuronectidae. Gene Ontology annotation, cellular component: actin cytoskeleton; cytoplasm; focal adhesion. Bases 291 to 1259 code for a protein of 322 amino acids. Gene Ontology annotation, biological process: cell projection assembly; actin cytoskeleton organization; substrate adhesion-dependent cell spreading. The record is from RefSeq and is a predicted model, not a curated record. The transcript is spliced from 13 exons.
CCUCCUUGUCUGCAACAUCCUCUUUUUUGAGCUUCCUUCUUUUGGACCCAUGUGAUUUGCUAUCAAAGCCGUGCACGGUUUGAAAUGGAGUGCAGUCAGACAUUUCUCAUUUCUGAAACUCACAGCAGCUUCCAUUCAGAUUGAGCACAGCUUUUCAUAUCAGCGUUUUGACAGUUUGUGGAUUUGACAUCAGUAAAGGAUCUCGGUGCAGCUGAAGCCACCUGAUUCUGUGAAGUCGGAGAGCUGAAGGUUUGUUUUCGGACAGGUACAACUCGUCUUGAGGAGGCCUGAUGGAGGCGGACAUCUUCGACUAUCGCAGAGAGGAGCACGCUGUGGACGCUGAGUAUUUCCAGGGAGAGAAGAGGAAGCUGAUUCAGCCAAAUUCUCUAAAAGACCCCAAACUUGAGAAGCUGAAGCAGGCAUUAGUUGAUUGGAUCAAUGGGACUUUGAAACCGGAGCACAUCGUGGUUCAGAGUCUGCAGGAGGAUCUGUACGAUGGACUGGUGCUUCAUCAUCUGCUGACCACGUUGGCCGACGUGCAUCUGCCUGUGGAGGAGUUAGCGUUGACCGGUGCCGCUCAGAUACGCAAGCUGGAACUGAUCCUGGAGGAGUUGGACAGGAGACUGGGCCCGCAGGACGGCCGCCAGAUCAAAUGGAACAUCCAACUCAUCCACAACAAAGACCUUCUGGCUACGAUUCAUUUGCUGGUUGCCAUGGUGAGAUGUUUCCAGCCUGAACUGGAUUUGCCACCAAAUGUGAAGGUUGAAGUCGUGUCGCUGGAAGUCAACAGCGGUGGAAUCAAAUCCGACGUACAGACAGAAGUCCUGACAGGUGAUCGGCCCAACAACACAGGCUCAGACUCCCUCAGCAAUACUGGAAGGGAAGAUCCCAUUGAACAACUGCUGGGGCUGGAGGCUCACAAGGUCAACACGGUGAAGAAGGCCAUUUUACACUUUGUCAACCAGACCAUGUCGACGAUGGGUGUGCAGGUCGCUGAACUGGACAAACAGUUUGCCGAUGGCGUCAUCCUGCUGCUGCUGAUUGGACAGUUAGAAGGCUUCUUCAUCCCACUCUGUGACUUCAACCUGACCCCCGUCAAUCAAUCUGAGAUGCUGCACAAUGUGACCUUGGCCCUGGACCUCCUGAAUGAUACAGGCCUGACACUGACUAGUGUUAAACCACAAGAUAUUGUCUCUCAGGAUGUCACAGCCACCUUGAAGGUCCUGUACGCCCUGUUCAAGAAGUACAAAGAGAAAUGAGAGACGCUCGGAGGGGAGCUCAGGAGCUGGAAGUGCAAAGAGCUGAAGACAGGUGGAGUGUUUGACCAGCUUGUGGUUUCAUCUGUCGCAAAUACUGUGAAUGUUCUUAUUCAAAGGGCGACAUUAAAUUUUGUUUAUCGUCUCACCCAAGUUUGUGAUGGUAAUCCAAGUAGAGGGCCAUCAUUUAUGGUCACAACAUACUGGAGCAAAGUUGAUAAAAAAUCUAAGUUAAUAGACACAUUUUUUACUCACAGUCACUCUGAGGGACUUUGAAAUGACGUGAAUAUUUAACAAAAAAAUCUAAGAGUUCAACACAGAGAAAGCCAAAGGUACAAAUAACAGGUCACAUUUACAUAGACUGUAUAUAAAGAUGAAAAAAAAUAUAGCUCCCAAAAGAGAAGCCAAAGCUUCUUGUUAAGUCCGCUGCAGUGGUCAUGUGACAACACGCAGACACCAUCGUCGGCUCACAUCAUAAACUCUCCAGGUGAAAAGCCAAAGCUUGGUUGAGCGGCAUUAGGGUUUUUAUAUGAUUUGAUUAACUGCAAAAUUGUGCUGGAAUUUGCACCAUUUUAGCCGAAAAUCCGGCUCAGGAGGGCUCUGCAUUAUUGGCAGUUGUUGUGGCCCUGUUGUUUGGAACCAGCUGGUUCAGGGUCCCUGUUUCCAAAAUGUACGAUUUUAUUUUGGCUCAUUUUACAUACAUGGUGUAUUCAUUAAUUGAUGUCUUUUCGCUGUGCCGCCACAAGAAAUGUAUGACCUCGUGGGUUUCUUCAAUGUUGUUGACAGCUUAAGGACAAUAAAGUGUUCACGCAAACCCAA